Paralichthys olivaceus (Japanese flounder) is the source of this 902-nucleotide messenger RNA. The record is from RefSeq and is a predicted model, not a curated record. NCBI's taxonomy places the organism in Eukaryota, Metazoa, Chordata, Actinopteri, Pleuronectiformes, Paralichthyidae.
AGGAGACAGCUGACUCCCCAGGACACAGGUGCUGCAGGUUAGCAGACAGACAGGUAGCAGUCAUGUACUGUAGCACAGGUUUGAUGUCAGGCUGUGGUUUGUUAACGUGGGGGAAGACAGACAGGACGAGGACAGACAGCGGGACGUUCUGCUACACUCAGACUCAGAUCCUGUUAGAGGAGCACUCUGCUCGCUCCACCUCGCCCUCCCUGCUGACGGCCACCGUGGGUCAGAAAGUCCUCAGCCGGCUGGACGACGGCGCAGGAUGCACCAGCCCCGAGCGGGUCAUCGCCCUCUGGAUGGAGGAGGGCAUCAGGAACAGCCGGGACAUCCUGCAGACUCUGGACUUCCCUCUGGAGGAGCGUCUCAGUCUGGCCGACUUGACUCUGGCCCUGGACAACGAGCUGCUGGUCAGCGGGAACGGCAUCCAGCAGGCGGCGCUGAUCUCUUACAAGAAUGAGAUCCAGCACCUGCAGGUGAUGGCGGAGCAGGCCUGCAGGGAGCGGGACAAGGUGAGAGCGGACCUGGAUCUGGCCGAUCGGAGGAACCUGAAGCUGGUGAGGGAGGUGGACGACCGUCACGCCAGCAUGGAGUCGCUGAACCAAAGCAGGAUCAGGGACCUGGAGCUGGACUUCCGUGAUAGGCUGGCAACACUGCGCACGCAGUCGGAGCAGGAGAGCGAGGCUCUGCUUCAGCAGGUGGAGCGUGAGCGCAGCAUCCUGCAGGGGGAGCUGCAGCUGCUCAGAGUGCAGGAGGCGCAGCUGCAGGAGGAGUUGUGCAGCGUCGCACAGGAGAACAGUCGUCUGGAGGAUGAACUCAGUGUUGUGAAGAUGAAACUGACUGAAGCUGAAAACUCUGUGAACAAACUGCAAAGAGACAUGAAGCAGCUGCUGCACGACAAG